This is a messenger RNA of Brettanomyces bruxellensis, 1890 nucleotides long. RefSeq lists its product as uncharacterized. Lineage: Eukaryota; Fungi; Ascomycota; Pichiomycetes; Pichiales; Pichiaceae. Gene Ontology annotation, biological process: regulation of transcription by RNA polymerase II. The record is from RefSeq and is a predicted model, not a curated record. Bases 1 to 1890 code for a protein of 629 amino acids. The transcript is spliced from 2 exons.
AUGUCCCUCGAUGACAACCUCCUCUACCAGGAAACAUCAGACAGCCACCACAUAGACGAGGCGUACACAGCCUUGCUGACGGAGGACGAAAAUAUGAAUGAUGGCAACGAUAGCGACGAGGCCUCGGUGGUCGGCCGGGCACUCACGGCGAUCGUCGAUAUAGGCUCAAACGGGAUUCGGUUUUCGAUUUCCUCCAAGGCCCCGCACCACGCGCGAAUCAUGCCCUGCGUGUUCAAAGACCGGCUCGGCAUCUCCUUGUUUGACGUGCAGCUGCCGGACGGCACCCGGUCUUCCGCGAGAAAGCCGAUCCCGGACACCGCGGUUCACGAAAUUAUUCAGGCCAUGAAAAGAUUCAGUGGCGUCAAGGUUGUUGCCACCGAGGCUGUGCGCGAGGCGCCCAACUCGCAGCAGUUUCGUGAUUCCAUAUUUGACGCCACGGGGUGGAAGGUUGCGCUGUUGAGCCGCGAGGAGGAGGGCCGCACUGCGGCAUACGGUGUUGCGUCUUCCUUCCACGACAUUUCCGGCCUCUUUAUGGAUAUGGGCGGCGGCGGCGUGCAGCUCAGCUGGAUCCGCGCCAAGGACGGCGCCGUCAAGAUUAGCGACCGGCCGGUGUCCUUGCCGUACGGCGCCGCGGCGCUCACCCGGCGCAUGAAAUACGAUGGCGCACCCGUCACUGCGCUAUACGGAGAGAUUAAGGCCGCAUUUGCCGCAGCUUUGGAGCAGCUACAUAUGCCGCCAGUGCUGCUGGACGAGGCGCAAACCAAUGGCGGCUUCCGCAUGUUUGUGUGCGGCGGCGGCUUCCGCGGCCUUGGCCAUCUUCUGCUUGCGUGCGAGCCCGAAUACCCGAUUCAGACCAUAAUUAACGGUUAUUCCACGACCUGCGAGAGCGUCGAGCGCAUGGCCAGUUUCCUCAUGUUGAAGCGCAGUGUUCCUGACAUUGCGAAGGGCUACAAAUACGGGCGGCAGUCCUUUGGCUGCUUCAGCGGCGCCAGCGCAUCGAGCAGCACGAUUUUCCGCGUGUCGCAGCGCAGGGAACAGCAGCUACCCGCAGUGGGACUCAUGCUAUGCGCGGCGCUGGAAUCGUUGCCGCGCAUCAAGACUUUCCACUUCAGCGAGGGCGGAGUCCGAGAGGGCGUACUGUACUCAAUGAUCCCGGAUGAGAUCAAGCUGGAAGAUCCGCUUCUAACCGCAACGCGGCCGUAUGCGCCGCUCCUUGCACAGAAGUACUGGGAGCUCUUGCGCACGGGGCUCCCAUCGGCACCCGCAAUAGUGCCCAACGAAGUGUCCCUGCGCGUGGCGCCGGCGCUCUGUAAUAUCGCCUUUGUGCAUUGCUCCUACCCGAAGGAACUCCAGCCCACCGCCGCAUUGCAUGUUGCCACAACGGGAAUUAUUGCGGGCUCCCACGGGCUCUCGCACAAGAUCCGCGCACUAAUCGGCAUGGCCGGGUGUGAGCGCUGGGGUGGCGACAUCCCCGCGAGCGAGCAGAAUUUCUACUCGCGGCUGGAAAAAUUGGUGAUGGAGGCGGACCCCGAAAACGGGGAGAGCCUUAUUUACUGGACUAAGUACUGCGGCAAGAUGAUGCACGUCAUCUGCGGAAUUCAUCCCGGCGGCAACAUCCGGCCAGGCUCGCUGUUAUUCCGGCUGCAGGCCAUCGGCAGCGUCAAUGACGCACAUGAUUCCGAAAGCGGCAACCUGCUUGCUGCAUCCCCGCCCUCCGACCCUGCAAAGGUCAAGUAUGCAUUGUAUGUGAUUCUUCCCGGUGACGACAUCAAGUACAGUUACAGUGUGCGGAGCCGGAUUUUGAACUUGCAGAAAAAGAUCAAGAAGUUGAACAAGCGCUACCAUUGCCCUGGCAAGGUCAAGGUUUUUGUUAAGUAUGGGCCCGAGUAG